CCCAUAUAGGAGCCGACCCAAACAAAGCCUGUUUCCAGCCGACUCAUUUUAUGCAUUCCUAAAACUAAUGCCUCUGCAAAAGCUGCCUCUCUCUCUCAUCUCUCUCUCUAACCCCUCUAUAAUAUAAACCCUCUCAGCCCCCAGCAUUUGCCAACACUUCUCUUUCUGCACACAGACAUAGCAUAGAUGGCUACGGACACGGCUGAGAGGAAGGCUGCGAGGUCGGGGCAGGCGCCGCCGCCGGAGCCGGAGCACCUCCCCUGCCCGCGCUGCUCCUCCACCAACACCAAGUUCUGCUACUACAACAACUACAACUUCUCGCAGCCGCGCCACUUCUGCAAGGCCUGCCGCCGCUACUGGACCCACGGCGGCACCCUCCGCGACAUCCCCGUCGGCGGCGGCAGCCGCAAGAACGCCAAGCGCUCCCGCUCCUCCGCCGCCGCCGCCGGCGGCGGCGCGUUCUCCCCGCCGCCGCACCACGAUUUCCGCGGCUUCCCCGGCGGCGCCUCGCAGCUGCUCGUCCCCUUCGCCGCCGAUCACGGCGGCGCGGGGGCGUUCUCCGGCGACGCGAAGAUGUGCGGGAGCUUCACGUCGCUGCUGAACACGCAGGGGGCCGGGCUGUGGGCCCUGGGCGGGUUCGGGCUCGGGCUCGGGCACGGGUUUGAGGAGGUCGGGUUCGGGCUGGGGCGGGCCGUGUGGCCGUUUCCUGGGGUGGUUGAAGGCGGGCCCGCGAGUGGGGGCGGCGGCGGGGGUGGGGGGGCGAGCGUGGCGGGGAACACGUGGCAGCUUGAGAGUGGGGAGAGUGGAUAUAGCAACGGCGACUGUUUUGCUUUGCCCGAUCUUGCUAUUUCCACGCCGGGGGGGAAUUUUAUGAAAUGAGAUCAAUUUAUUUUAUUUAUUUGUGCUUUUGUAUUUAGGAAACUGAAGUUACGAGGCAGCACAUGCAUAUGAUAUGAGAGGGAAAUUGAAGGAGGUUUAAUUAUGGCAUAGAUUUUUUUUUUUUUUUUGCAGUUUUUUUAUGAAUGCUGAUUGCCAUAGGGGUUUUGUUUUGCUUGUUUUUUUGGGCAAUCAUCUUGUUUUCAGACCAAACUUAUGUUGUACUUAACUUGCUAGAUGACUCCCAAUGAAUGUUCAAACUUUUUUUUUU
Messenger RNA from Salvia miltiorrhiza (redroot sage), 1147 nucleotides. Its product is annotated as dof zinc finger protein DOF3.4-like. Lineage: Eukaryota; Viridiplantae; Streptophyta; Magnoliopsida; Lamiales; Lamiaceae. Bases 187 to 879 code for a protein of 230 amino acids. Gene Ontology annotation, biological process: regulation of DNA-templated transcription. The record is from RefSeq and is a predicted model, not a curated record. Gene Ontology annotation, molecular function: DNA binding; DNA-binding transcription factor activity. The transcript has a single exon.